This is a messenger RNA of Neltuma alba, 1195 nucleotides long. Its product is annotated as protein BEARSKIN2. The transcript is spliced from 3 exons. Bases 59 to 1195 code for a protein of 378 amino acids. NCBI's taxonomy places the organism in Eukaryota, Viridiplantae, Streptophyta, Magnoliopsida, Fabales, Fabaceae. The record is from RefSeq and is a predicted model, not a curated record. Gene Ontology annotation, molecular function: DNA binding. Gene Ontology annotation, biological process: regulation of DNA-templated transcription.
GAGGGUUUCGAAUAGUGAUUGAGUUUCUGAAAAAAGAAUUUAUAGCUUCGUUUGAUUCAUGGGUUCUUCGAACGGUGGCGUGCCGCCAGGUUUCCGGUUUCAUCCGACCGAUGAAGAACUUCUUCAUUAUUACUUGAAGAAGAAGGUGAACUUUCAGAAGUUUGAUAUGGAGGUCAUUAGAGAAGUGGACUUGAACAAGAUUGAGCCGUGGGACUUGCAAGAAAGGUGUAGAAUAGGGUCCACACCACAGAACGAGUGGUACUUCUUCAGCCACAAGGACAGGAAGUAUCCGACGGGGUCGAGGACAAACCGGGCAACGAACGCCGGCUUCUGGAAGGCCACCGGACGAGACAAGUGCAUCCGAAACAGCUUCAAGAAAAUUGGCAUGAGGAAGACUCUCGUCUUCUAUAGAGGCCGAGCUCCUCAUGGCCACAAGACUGACUGGAUCAUGCAUGAAUAUCGCCUCGAAGAUGCUGACGAUGCCCAACCUAAUCCCAAUGAAGAUGGGUGGGUGGUUUGCAGAGUGUUCAAGAAGAAGAACCUAUUCAAAAUUGGAAAUGAAGGAACCUCCAUGCAUAACACAGACCAACAACUCAACAAUUCCUCAAGCAUCAACCAACCCCGCUCCUUCAUGCGCAGAGAGAGCCAAUACUUAAUGCAUCAUCAUCAUCAACAACAGCAAAACCCCAGAAACUCUUCUGGGUUCCAACUUGAAAAACCCGAGCUUGCUCUUCACUAUCCCCCUCCUCACUUGCAAAACCCUCAAUACUCUCUCUUCCAGGCUCAGCCCCUCCUUCCUCCUGCAGCUCACUACAAUUCCUAUUCAUCAGCCCUACCUUCAGACACUCCUUCCAUGGCUGCCAAACAACUCAUGACGAACCCGGCCGGCGACUGUGAUAGUGGCGGCAGUGAGGGCUUGAGGUACCAAGUUUCGGAGACCGGAAAUAUGGAGGUUGGCACGUGUGAACCCACAGGUCAAGAGAUUGGAACAGGAAGAGAAGAUCAAGGUGGGUUUAAUGAAUGGGGUGUGCUUGAUAGGCUUGUGGUCACUUCUCAUCAUCUCGGAAAUGAAGAAUCAUCUAAAGGAGUAAGGUUCGAGGAUGCAAGUAAUCCACAGUCUGUUCAUCAGAUCAAUCAUCAGCAGCAACUUUCAUUGCGUGGAGAAGUCGACUUUUGGGGCUAUGGAAAACAAUAA